AUGCAUCGACAACGCCUUCACAUAGCGAUUACAUUGGUGAGGCGAUUCAAAUCAACGAAGGAAAGCAUGGAUGUUACAUAUUAUAUACCUCCGAAAACAUUUCGUCCCGCAUAUUAUCAUCCGAUGAAACCAUUCGAACGUAAACCACCCGAUCCAUUCCCUCCAUUUCCAAAUAAAGGAGAUUCGAGUGGUAUGGGACCACGUUUGUACGAUUACCAGAUAAUGAGCGAACUUGUACGUAGUUUACCCAGUGCUUCGGAACGGAUUGAUUUUGUCAAUCCAUAUGAACGUGAAUUCACUUUACGUGAGAAACGUUUCCAUCGACCAUGGCAGGCGCAGUUGUUAAAAACGCGAAAAGCAUGGAGAAUACCAUCGUUCCCAAACUAUUUCGACCCAUUAAGUUUUUAUCAAUAUAUCACCAAAACAAGAUGUAUAGAAGGAUUAAAUGAAUGGUACGAUGAACCUGCUUUAAUUCUUGCAAGGGGUUCCGAGGAUCGUUUAGGUGAAAUGUUAAAAUUGCAUUUGGAAUCAUCGAAUGUUGACAGCGAGCAAGAAAGGACUACGAGAAUUUUGAGAAGUUUUCUGGAUUUGUUGAUUGAAAAUACGAUUCAAAGCGGGAUGUAUACUUGUUUAGCACAUCAGAGGAUAUCUCAUACAUCUCGAUGCGAGUCAUUCUGGAUUCGUUGUGGAUUUGAUGCUCUUUACGAAAAUAUAGACCGAUAUAGACAUCGAGGCGAUAACAGAGCAAAGCUUGGUGAACUUGCUUUCGUCAUGAGAGAUGAAUUUGCAACACAGCUGCGAACAAAACAUCCAUUGAAGCCUUUAAUGUCAUUUUGGGAUAAGGAAGUUACGAAGCCGUUGUUCGAUCCCACAUUUAAUAUUAAAGAUGAAUUAAUAUAUUCACCUGCUAUGUUUGGAAUGACAGCUGAUGCAGAUCCAUUAUGGCAGUGUCCGGGAUAUGAACCUGACUGUGGUGAAGAAUACAAAUAUGGUCAUAUAGGAUUUAAACAAUUCAAUGAUUUGGAUAUUUAUUGCAAAAGAUGGAAAGUGAAAGGUAAGGAAGAGGAAACAGUUCGCAAUGAAUGUCUUCGAGCUUCUGCUGUUGUAUCGCUCUUCUCUUGGCUAAAUUCUCAGGCUCAUGCAUUGGGUUUCACACAAUACAAUGAUAUCGAAUAUCCGCUUGUAUCGCAGUUAGUAAUGUCCGAUGGGAAGCAAUUUUUCUUUGCUAUAGCUCAACUGAACACUUUACUUAUUAAUGUUGAUAUUGAGGGAAUAAUAAAUAAACGUUCCAAUUUAUGCUAUGUGGAAGGACCUGUAAAUCUCUAUGACCGAUAUGAUCGCGAUAAGGGUAUAUUUGAAUUUGGUGAAAUCAAUACCGAUAGAGAAGUAAGCAGUUUUAAUCCACACGUACUCGGUCGCAUGAUGCAAAUGCUUGUGAGGGAUAUGCCAUUAAAGACAGAAAUGACGGGUGAUUCGAUAGAAAUAUCAAAAUAUAUUCCUGUAACGUUUGAUGGUAUUCCAUAA
Molecule: messenger RNA, 1524 nt
Organism: Acanthocheilonema viteae
Lineage: Eukaryota; Metazoa; Nematoda; Chromadorea; Rhabditida; Onchocercidae
Source: the annotation of a GenBank genome assembly